UUGCUUACCGUUGUAUUCGAGUACGUUCGUAAAAUUUGCCUGGCUUCAUAGCGGGAAAGAAAUAAGCUAUCACAGCAAUCGGAAACAAUCAACAUCAAUAAUGGGUGAUGAGAAGGAAACCGAGGUUGCCCCUGAGUCUCCAGACGUCCACUUUGAGCCCAUCGUCAAGUUGUCUCUGGUGGAGGCAAAGACCAUGGAGGAGGACGAGGACGUCGUGGUUUGCCUUCGAGCCAAACUUUUUCGGUAUGACCACGAAGCUGACCCCAAAGAGUGGAAGGAGAGGGGGACUGGAGAGUGCAAGAUUCUCAAACACAAACAGACGGGCCUGCGGAGAGUGCUCAUGCGCAGAGACAAGACGCUCAAAAUCUGUGCCAAUCAUUACAUCUACCCGUCCAUGGAGCUGAAGCCCAACUGUGGGAGUGAGCGAGCCUGGGUGUGGUCGACCACGGCCGACUUUGCUGAUGAAGAGGCCAAGGAAGAGGUCCUGGCCAUCAGAUUUGCCAAUGCUGAAAAUGCUCAGAAAUUUAAGGCUGCUUUUGACGAAUCGGCCGAGGAAAUGAGGAAGAUGUUGAAGACAAGAGAAAUCAUGGAGA
Aplysia californica (California sea hare) is the source of this 593-nucleotide messenger RNA. Its product is annotated as ran-specific GTPase-activating protein. The record is from RefSeq and is a predicted model, not a curated record. NCBI's taxonomy places the organism in Eukaryota, Metazoa, Mollusca, Gastropoda, Aplysiida, Aplysiidae. Gene Ontology annotation, molecular function: GTPase activator activity. Gene Ontology annotation, biological process: nucleocytoplasmic transport. Gene Ontology annotation, cellular component: nuclear pore; cytoplasm.